AUGUUAUCAGUUCAGCAAAAUUAUUCAAGGCUUUUCAGGCCUUGGGAUGUAAGUGAAAAUAAGAACACGCAAGUAGUCAAUACGAGUAUAAAAAGUGAGAAAACUGAGUUAAAAGAAACACAACUCAAGAAGAGGAAAGAAGAAAAGAGGGAAAAUCGACUUAGAAAAAUUCGCAAUUCUUUUAAGAGAACCGACUGUAUUACUAAUAAUAAUUAUCAAGACGCUACCGUCUCUACAACAACGGUGGACUGUGACGAUGACAAAAAAGUUCUAACUCUUUCUAAGGAGCAAUUAGAUGUGAAAGAUUCACCGGUUGCAAGUUUAAGUCUGUGCUGUGAUAGAUUGCUGCAAGAACCAGAUAAAGAAAUAAAAAAUGAAAAACCAAAAGAAAAAGUCACCAGAGCUUUACCCGAUAAUUUGUAUCCACAUAAUAUAUUCCCACAAAAUGCUAUGCCACCUUUAUAUGGUCAUGGAUUGCUGCCUGAAUAUAUGCCCACAGAUAUAGCUCAAACGCUAGGCGUUCCACCAACAGAUCCUCUCUUACUCGAAUCUUUAGCCCAAGGAUACGCAAUGGAACUAGAGUAUGCCAGAAUACUUCAGCAAGAAAACGAGGCUAAGCUUCUAAAUGCAAGGAAACAAAGACCGAAGAAAUAUAAAUGUCCACAUUGCCAAGUUGGGUUUUCUAACAACGGCCAAUUAAAAGGUCAUAUUAGAAUACAUACUGGUGAACGGCCUUUCAAGUGUGAUGAGAAGAAUUGUGGCAAGACCUUUACCAGGAACGAGGAACUGACCAGGCAUAAGAGAAUACAUUCUGGGGUUCGACCUUACCCCUGUCCUGAUUGUGGGAAAAAGUUCGGAAGAAGGGAUCAUUUGAAGAAGCACACGAGGACUCAUUAUCUUCAGGCUGAAAGGAUGAUGCCGGUGUUUGUACCUCUGUCGGCAAUGCCUCAUGUUGGGGGAUUCCCUUAUUUAUACGGCUAUUAG
Maniola jurtina (meadow brown) is the source of this 984-nucleotide messenger RNA. RefSeq names its product zinc finger protein 182 (gene hkb). The coding region runs from base 1 to 984 and encodes 327 amino acids. The record is from RefSeq and is a predicted model, not a curated record. Lineage: Eukaryota; Metazoa; Arthropoda; Insecta; Lepidoptera; Nymphalidae. Gene Ontology annotation, biological process: regulation of transcription by RNA polymerase II. Gene Ontology annotation, molecular function: DNA-binding transcription factor activity, RNA polymerase II-specific; RNA polymerase II cis-regulatory region sequence-specific DNA binding. The transcript has a single exon.